CAUAACUCUUGCAUUCAUACACAAUGUCCGACUCUAAUGUUAAGCGGGCUAGGAUACCCAAACCAGAAAAGAAAAAGCCAACAACAACAACAGAAACAACAGCAGCAGCAACAGCAGCAGAUACAAAUACACCCUCAAAAGACUUGUCUACAACUGCCGUUGACGAACCCUUGAUCAACAUCCCCGCUAUCAAAAAGAAAAAGGAACGUCGAGUCAAAACUGAGGAAGAAAUCGCUGCUAAACAGGAACGCAAACGACUUCGAAAAGAAGCCGAAGAAGCAAAACGACAAGCUCAAUUGGCCAAAAAGGGUCUCACCCAGAUCAAGACCUCUAUUCAAAACAAGACCCCAAAAUGGAAACAAUUCUUGAAAAACACCACUGAGGCCGACAAUGCUGAGAAACUGAAAAAUAUCUCUUACAAAGUUGAAGGAGACGACAAUGGCUCAGAUAGCGAUAGUGACAGCGGCAGUGACAGUGAUAAUAAUGAGAAUGAUACUAAAAAGAAUCAUGAAAAGAAACGGAAAGCUGACAAGGAUGCAGAGAGCACUCCGUCUGUAAAGAGCAAAAAGGCCAGGCAAGAGGAGGCUGCAAAACUCGCCACAUUAGAUACAUCUACACCAGGACUGGCCUAUUUGGUUGAAUGGAAAAAAUCAAGAGCAGCCUGGAAGUUUCAAAAGAUGCGUCAGGUCUGGUUGCUCAAUCAUAUGUAUGAUGAUAAACAACUUCCUUCCUCACACUGGGACAUCUUUUUGGAAUAUAUUCGCGAUCUGAAAGGUGCAGCUAGAAAUAUUGCCGUUGAGGAAGCCAAAAAGACUGUUGAUGCACCUGAACCUGAAGAUGAUCAGGCAGAAGAACAAAAGCAAAAGGAUGACAGGAGUGAUGAAGACCAUGAUAUGAGUGAUGCUACUAAUACUCAAGAAAAUGAAGAUACCGUGUCAACCAUUCCAUUGUCUGAGGAGGAAAAGGCUGCUGAGGAAGCUGCAAAGGAGGCCAAGAUCGAAGCCAAACGUUCAGCUCAAGUCAAACUCUCAAGAGCAUUAGAUGUUCUGCGAAUUCUUGCAUAA
This is a messenger RNA of Lobosporangium transversale, 1064 nucleotides long. RefSeq lists its product as hypothetical. The record is from RefSeq and is a predicted model, not a curated record. Bases 24 to 1064 code for a protein of 346 amino acids. Lineage: Eukaryota; Fungi; Mortierellomycota; Mortierellomycetes; Mortierellales; Mortierellaceae. The transcript is spliced from 3 exons.